Molecule: messenger RNA, 813 nt
Organism: Drepanopeziza brunnea f. sp. 'multigermtubi' MB_m1
Lineage: Eukaryota; Fungi; Ascomycota; Leotiomycetes; Helotiales; Drepanopezizaceae
Source: RefSeq, a predicted model, not a curated record
AUGUCUACCGGAGUUGGUAUGAGCUCUUGCUGUCUCUCAGGCAAGGUACAUGAUGGUACUCCUACAGGCAAAAUUGAGACCAUCGGACAUGUCCAGACAUACGUUGCUGCUCCUUCAGAUGGAUCCAAGGCCAAGACAAUUGUCUUCAUUGUAGACAUCUUCGGCUGGGAGUUCAAAAAUGUUCGUCUGCUAGCAGACAACUAUGCCAAAGCCGGGUUCUACUGCUACAUUCCCGACGUACACCAGGGCGAUUCUCUUCCCCUCGACUUCCUCAAUUCGGUUGAGCCGCCACUCAAGACCCGCGAGCAAAUGACCAUGAUCGAGAAGACGAAAGCCACAGCCGUCGUCGGUACGACCUUUCCUCCAUGGCUCAUCAGGCAUAGCGAGGCCAUCACCAAACCCAUUAUUGAGAACUUCUUCAAGGACGUCCGCCAGAUUCCUGGAACCGGGAAAGUCGGUGCCCUCGGCUUCUGCUGGGGAGGCCGAUACGCCAUUCUCGCCGCGCACGACGUCGCUGAUGCUGCGUAUGCGUGCCAUCCAUCGCUGGUGGCCAUCCCUGGCGAUUUUGAGGCAGUCACCAAGCCGCUCAGUUUGGCUGUGGGAGACAAAGACUCGUUGCUGGGUAUCGCUGCUGUUGGGCAGAUCCAGGAUUUGAUGGCGAAGAAGACGGCACUGCCGCACGAGUUGAGGAUUUACGAAGACCAGGUCCAUGGAUUUGCGUUAAGGAGCGACUGGAGCUCCGAGAAGGAUAAGAAGGCCAUGGAUGAUGCUGAGAAGCAGGGGACGGAGUGGUUCAGCAAGCACCUGGCUUGA